Messenger RNA from Arachis ipaensis, 1242 nucleotides. NCBI's taxonomy places the organism in Eukaryota, Viridiplantae, Streptophyta, Magnoliopsida, Fabales, Fabaceae. The record is from RefSeq and is a predicted model, not a curated record.
AUGGGGGACGAUCCGGGAAGGCUGUAUCGACUGGAUGGAGUUGCUCAUAUCGCCGGGGUGAUCAACGACGAGCCCCGGUGUUGCAUAUCGAGCAUGCGGCGGCAGCAGGGGAUGCGACUAGAUGAGAGGUACGUUCCGUACUUGCAGAUGGCCGGAUUAUACCAUCUUGCGAGACUGAACGACAGAUGGUUCAGAUUGGACGAGCCCCUUAUGAGUGCCUUCGUGGAGCGGUGGCGUCCGAAGACGCACACAUUCAACAUGCCGUUCGGAGAGUGCACCAUCACACUUCAGGACGUCGCGUAUCAGUUGGGGUUGCCAGUAGAUGGACGUUACGUCAGUGGUUGCCUGACAGACUUCCACGUAUACAUAGAGGGUGGCAGGCCAGCUUGGCAGUGGUUCCAUGAGUUGCUCGGUGUGUUACCUCCCACGAACCAGAUACAGAAGUUCGCAGUGAACUGUACCUGGUUCCAGGAGACCUUUGGAGAGUGCCCCGAGGGGGCAGAUGAGGAGACGCUGUUUGCCGACAAGUCCGGCAAUCGUAUUCACAUCAAAUGGUUACCGUUUGUGGCUCGGCUUGAGGAGAUGGGUGGCUAUAGCUGGGGGUCGGCGGCACUAGCAUGGUUGUAUCGGUGCAUGUGCCGAGUGGCCAACAGACAUGUCGUGAAGUUAGCUGGGCCGUUACAGUUACUUCAGUCUUUGAUCUUUUGGCGGUUUCCUGGUUUUAGGCCUGCUGGGUAUGAUGCGUUUAGCUGGCCCCUUGCCUCGAGCGAGAAGGGACCUCGGGUGCAGAUGGCUCGACUGAGGAUCGACUUGUUACAGGCUCGGGAUUUCAUAUGGAUGCCCUACAGCACACCCAACGUCCUCCAGGUUGUCCAUCCGGAGGUCUUAGAGCCUCGGCAUACGAUGUUAUGGCGGUGUGUGACGUCCCUGAUAUAUUUUGCGGUGGUUGAGUGGCAUCAGGUUGAUAGAGUGUUACCGCAGUUCGAUCACGUGUUACGGUUCGAUGUUGUUGCUGACCCGGGACCCUCACAUGAGUUCUUGGCCUGGUGGCAUCAGCAUAGAAAGAGGUUCUUGUCACCUGAGAUGUACUUGGGGGAUCCGAGAGGUAUUCCUAUUCCGGUUGAGGCGACGCAGAGGGGUGCCGGCCGAGUUCCAGAUAUGGACCGAGUUGACGACGUUCCUGACAGGCAUCGGGUUGAGAGGAGAGCUCGAGUCGGGACACGUCGUAGCCAGCGUAAAUGA